CCGAGAGAAGUCAGAUAAUUACCUCAACCGGUGACAGCCAUGUGAUGGCCCCGUGCCGCUCAUCGCUGUGGCUGCUUCCGCUGGCCGCGAGCGAGACUUUGCACUCGUGGAAUGGUGACCAUCGCGACUGGUGUUGGUCCCAGCGCCCGAGCGCCAGCCCGGAUGCGUGUUGCUUUCGCCCUGAAGCCUCCUCCGUAGAAGUGCAGCGGCGCUGCUGGCCGCCGGCCAUGGUAGGCGUGGCCUUCCUCAUGUGUUGCCUCUCGGUGGAGCACGGCCGCACCGUUGCCGCCCGUGCGCUGCCGGACGUUGAUCGCUGGAGGGAGCCGGUGGACGUGGAAGAGGCCUUGCGGUCGGAGUUGGCGGAAGGCUUUGGGCCACUGCAGAGCGCCUACAAUGCCAAAGAUGCCGCGGUGCUCUUGCAGCUGUCCAUGGCCAUACCAAAGUUGUGGGCCACUUUCUCAGCCACGCGGAGGCUGGCCUCUCAAUUGCUGUACUACGGCAGGGCAGACCUCUAUGGUCACCAGGAGGUUAUGGCCUGGUCUGAAGGUCCGAUGGAUGUCGAGCCGGGUUGGGAGUUGUUGUGGGUGACGGUGAUGCCACCCUUGCUUCACGUGCACAUACCUUCCUUGCCUUUGACAAUUGCCAGAUCACCCACUCCCUCGGCUUUUGGUGAAGAGGUGACCCUGGAAGCCUUCUUACAGACCCAUGUGCAGCGCGUGCGCGAGAUUUGGGAGGCGCCUCGAAUGGGACGAGCCCAAGCUGUUUGGGAGUUAUGCCACGAGACUGCUCGCCUCUCUCAGAGUCUGGUCCUCUUGGCCAUGGGCCCUUAUUUGCUUCAAACAGCCCGUGAGAGGGCCAUGCUGCGAGUGGCGGAGCCACCGCUUUUUCAGAACGCCUGUUGUGAGCGCUACAGGAUCCUUUUGUGGCUCUUGCGGGACUUGCAGCGGGAACUUGGGCGAGAGAAGCUGGUCUAUGUCGAAGUGGGAGUGUCGAAAGGCCAGACGGCACUCUUUCUGCUGGAGGCCUUGCCUUGGCUGGAGGCAUAUCUGGUUGACAAUGAGCCACCAGACGAGCUCUUGCAAGCGCUCCCCACCUUUGCUUCCAGGGCGCGUUUGGUCAAGAUGGACAGCCGAGAUGCUGCUGAUCAACUACGCUCCCAGCAUGUGGACUGCGUUUUCCUCGACGGCGACCAUUCCUACGAGGCUGUCGUGCAGGAUUUGGAGGCCUGGGACGGUGGCGACGGAGCCACGAGUCGGACGGGCCCGGAGCUGCUGGUGGGCCACGACUUCUCCUGGGAGCAUCCUGGCGUCAUCGAAGCUGUACUGCAGCACCGCGCCGGCCAAGUGGUGUCGUUGGCGCCUGACCACGUCUUCUAUUGGCGGGCCAACAGCAGCGGGCUCGGAAAAAG
This is a messenger RNA of Durusdinium trenchii, 1408 nucleotides long. The record is from the annotation of a GenBank genome assembly. NCBI's taxonomy places the organism in Eukaryota, Dinophyceae, Suessiales, Symbiodiniaceae.